AUGGACGGAGCACUCCAUAGUAACAUCUUCGGCUUCGUCUUUGAGCUUCACGAUAGUUUCUCAGUCUCUAAAUCUGAUGUUGUCAGCCAACAAACGACGUACGGGAGUUGGCCCCGCCUCACCGGACCAAAUCUCACCGCUGGGCCAGCUUCCACCCCUGGUAGUGCCUUUGGAAACAAGUCUUUCAAUACCAUUGCCAAGCUUGGCGGGGAGAAACAACAUCUGAAAGUCGGUGACGGGGUACCUGGCUUUCGCACCUCGUUCAACGUCUCCGGGAAAGGAGGAGGUGCAUUUCGGCCCAUUAGUGAGAACUUCUCGAUCAUCCCGGUCAAUGGCACGCUUUCCCUUUCCCUUCCCAUCCAGACCUCCCCAGCUAGAGGCGGAUUUGGUCCCGAGUUGAGCUUGUCCUACAGCUCAGAGUCAGGAAAUGGGCCAUUUGGCUUUGGCUGGGAUGUGAAUUUGCCGGCAGUGAGUCGAAAGACGAGCCAGGGAAUCCCUCGCUAUGGUGAAUUGGAUGAUGACAUGACUUUCUCGGGCAUGGAUAUUGUACCACGACUGAAGAGUGACGGAUCCAUCGAUGUGAGACAAGAGCCGGGAUUUGAAAUCGUCAGCUACCGGCCUCGAGUUGAUACACAAGACCUUCGGAUCGAGCGUUGGGCCGAUACUAAGGAUCCUGUAGAAGUGCACUGGCGGACAAUUUCAUCCCAGAAUGUUACGUCUAUCUACGGCCGGGAUGACUCCUCGAGAAUCACGGAUGUUUCAGGCAGCGUGAAGCGUAUAUUUUCAUGGCUGUUGUGUCGAUCCUACGAUGGGAGUGGAAAUGCCAUGGAGUACUCUUACAAGCCGGAGGACGGUGAUGGAAUUAAGCAAGAUGGAAUCCUCCCCAUCUGGGAGAAGAACCGCCCUCUUGAUGUCAUAUCUCGUCAGAGAUACAUCAAACGCAUCAGGUACGGCAAUCGCACCCCAUGCAGAGACCUGAAGGACUGGGACUACUUGAUGUGGCCACAAGAGUGGACGUUUGAAGUCGUCUUUGACUAUGGCGAGCACAAGGCCCAGAGUCCUAGCACUUCCGGCGAACAGCCUUGGUUAUCACGAAAAGAUGCCUUCUCACAGGGCCACUCGGGAUUUGAGGUUCGCACAUAUCGACUAUGCCGACGAAUUCUCAUGUUUCAUCACUUCCCUGAAGAGACUGGCGUUUCAGAGAGCCUGGUAUCUUCGACUGAGCUCACCUACAACGAGACUGAACAAGGAACCUUCCUAUAUCAAUACGUGAUGAAGGGCCAUAGUCCAGCUCAGCCAGGAGGCGACAAUGCCCCCCCAACUUACCUCAGCCAGUCUUUACCCGCCUGGACGUUUAACUACACCACUACACCAAGACCAAGCCAACUCAAGGCCACACAGGCCAAGGUAGCAAACUUGCUCAGUAUUCCUGGAGUGGGUUCUUCAGUUUCGGAAUGGCUUGACCUCGACGGUGAAGGUAUUCCGGGCUUGUUGACGAGACUUGGAGACGACACCAUGUGCUACCAACGCAACCUUGGCAGCGCAGUGUUCGAUCAUGACACAGUGUUUCAGUCCCCUCAGGCUCUCAUUCAGCAACCUUCCCUGAAGAUGGUGAAGAGUGGAAGGUUUGAUGACCUUGAUAAGAACGGCCAUCUGAAUUUUGUUGCUGUUGACGCUCACGGUCGCCCACAGGGUUACUGGGAAUGGGGGGACCAGGACUCAUGGAGUGAGUACUCUGACUUUCCAGAGACUCCAACGGGCGAUGCACAGUCAGACGUGGCGGUAUCCAUCGAUCUGACUGGAGAUGGCCACGCUGAUGUUUUGCGUUCGUCUGGCGAGUCUGGUGAGCUGACCUGGGAGCAGAAUUUGGGAAAGCAAGGGUUCUCAGGUUCUCAAAGGUCAUUCAGCUUCAGUGCUAGUAGCCCACCACGCUUGAGUCAGACUCCAAUUGCUCAGACACAUGUUGCCGACAUGACUGGCGAUGGCCUAGCAGAUUUGGUUGAGAUAUCAGCGGAAAGGAUUACGUACUGGCCAAAUCUUGGGCACGGUAUUUUUGGCACCGCCGUCGAGAUGGGAAGUCCCCCAGUCUUUGGAGAGAAUCUCGAAUUUGACCAAGCUCGUUUGCGUCUGAUAGAUGUUGAUGGCAGCGGAACCACUGAUCUGCUCUAUCUCUUGCUAGAUGACGGCGCACACCUCUACUACAACCUCGCAGGGAACCGUUGGAGUAGGAGAACCUUCAUUCCCACGCUGCCCAGGACAGUCGAUCCCAAUUCUGUCUUCAUGCUUGAUAUCCUUGGCCAAGGAACAGCAUGUCUCUGCUGGGCAGACACAAGUGUCUCGGGCCAAACAGACAUCAGAUAUUUGGAUCUGAUGGGAGGGACGAAGCCGCAUCUGCUGAAAGGCUACUCGAAUGGUUUAGGAGCAAGCACAAGUGUGAGCUAUGCACCGUCGACAGGAUUCUACCUUGAGGAUCACGCCAAGGGGCGGCCAUGGACUACGAAGCUGCCUUUCCCAGUGCAGUGUGUUUCCAGUACGAAGGUCGUCGACCAGAUUACUGGAAACUCGGCGAUGACCGAGUACGCCUACCAUGAUGGAUACUACGACCCGAACGAGAAGACUUUCUCAGGGUUUGGCAUGGUUGAGACUUGGACAUCCGAAGUCAUCACCCUUGGGAAGGAUGAGACUCUCGAGACUCCCAAGACUUACACCAAGUCCUGGUUCAACCUUGGCAAUAGCCUCAAAGUCGACGAGGCACGAUUUUACAUGCCUUCACAAGUUUCGUCAAGUCUUCACGGCACCAGUGAUAGAGAUCGCGACCAAGCUCUCUUUUGUCUCAAGGGAUCUAGUGUGCGAACCGAAGUGUACUCCCUGGAUGACAGUGGGAGAGAAAACCUGCCCUAUUCUGUCGAGGAGAUGUCUUAUGAUGUUCGACAAAUCCAACCACGGUCGAUCAACAAGUAUGCGGUAUUUCAGGUCACGCCACGGGCUUCUGUCAGCACUGUGCUGGACCGAAAACAGGAUGACCACCGCGUGAGCCACGAGAUUGUUCUCAAGACCAACGAGUUUGGUGCCGUCGAAGAGUCUCUGAGCAUAGUUUACCCGCGCUCAUCUUCAUUCACGCUAUUCGACAGCCACCCAGAAGUUGCAAAGAACCAGGCUGCGGGUAAUGUCUCAUUCGUCAAGACUUGGUACACCAACUCGGUUGAUGAGCUGCAUUACUUUCGAAAUCCCAUUCCAUGGAGACACCAAGACUAUGAGAUUUUGCGCUUCAGCUUCAAAGACAUGGUUGACGUCGACGAUGUACGUACCUUCAACUUCAUGGGCCUUCCUUGCAGCAAGACAGAGUCGACUUAUAAGGCUUUGCGAUCCGAGAGCCGGACGUACUUCAAGAACGGUCAGCUGCUCCAGAGUCUGCCCGGAGGACAAUUGGAGGCUUACUCACUCCUCGAUCGAACCUGCUCACUCGCUUUGACACUUUACGUCCUAUCCAAGCUCAAGGACAAUCAGAAUGAGCAUGGAGUCGCGAUUUCUCUUGAGGAGCAGCUUAAGCAAGGUGGAUACAUUCAGUUGGAGGAUGACCCAGAGGGAAAUUGGUGGACCUCAUCCGGUCAGGCACGAUUCUCCCCCACGGACAACGAUCAGCUUGUGAAUGCUCGAACUUCCUUCUACACCCCUACCUUGUUUUCUGACGCCUUUGGAAACACAUCAACAGUCAAAAUGGACAGGGAUUAUCUCAUGGUGGAAGAAGUGAGAGAUCCUCUUGGGAACACCAUCUCAUUUGGCAAUGAUUACCAUCACCUGCAACCCGUCAAAAUCAUCGAUCACAACAGCAACAUCCAACAGGUUACUCUUGACAGCCUUGGUCGCGCUAUUGGCGUCGCUAUGGUUGGGAAGGCCGUGCAAACCCAGGAUAAUGACGACGGUGAUGCCAUUGAGCCUCUUGUUGGAGAGGAAGGCAGGAGGCUCCUUGGCAAAUCUGGAAGUUGCACUGUUUACUGCCUCAAUCAGUUUGAGACAUGGAGCUCUGGUCAGACGAGCUCGAGACCUGAGAGUCCGUCUCCCGCGUUCCUGUUGGAGGUAUCACGCGAUCUUUCUUUCCGACGGUCUGAGAAUCCAACACUACAUGUGUCUGUCACUUAUCUUGAUGGUCAUGGAGCACCUCUCCAGCAGAUACACCUGAACGACCUGAACAAAAAUGAUGAGAGGUGGUUGGUCAAUGCUGCAUCGGUAUCUGGCGCAACAGGACAGGUUGUGCGGACCUUCGCCCCUUUCUUCGCAUCUACUCCAAAUUUGGCCCCGGUGCCAAUUAUCUCAUCAAACGCGACAACUGUAUUUUGUGAUGGCGUUGGACGUGCAGUGGCUCAACUUCAUCCUGAUCACACGUGGUCCAAGACUGUUCACUCACCCUGGAUGACGACGGACUAUGGUAUUACAGACAUGAUCUCGGUGGCAAAUCCACAUGAAGAUGCUGAUGUCGGUCAUCUCUUCAGCCGCAUCAGUUCGUCCCGAUAUCUUCCUUCCUGGCGUGGGAUUAAUCUUCAAGGAACGAAGCAGCAGCAAACAGCCGCUGUAAAAUCCGCCUCGUAUGGCACCAACCCGACCACUACGCACUUUGGCUGCUGUGGGCUCCCAGUUAAAACGGUGCAAGUCGCAGAUGGGAAGGCGCAUUCACGAACUUUCUACUAUGAUUUCUCGGGUAACAAAAUUCGAGACGUCGACAGCCUUGGUCGGGUGUGCGAAGGGAUGGAUGAUGGAGACAUCGUGUCCCUUCAAGAUGUCAACGGUAGCCCUUUGGUCUCAUGGAACAGUCGUGGAAUCUCUUCCCGGCAUUCCUACGAUGCUCUACGACGAGAGACGGGCCGUUGGACACAACAUGGGUCAGAGGCUGCCAAGUUGACUGUGCAGAUUGUCUAUGGCGAGGACGCUCCGCAGGUAUCUGAUCGAAACCUCAAGGGCCAGGUCUGGAUCAUCAAAGAUCAAUCCGGUAAACACACCAACAAUAGUUUUGACAUUCGUGGGCGUUGCAUCGAGAAGGCCUUUUCUCCAGCAAAGGAGUACAAACUCUUGCUGGACUGGAACACAAGUCCAUCGCUACUGGAUGGCAUGUGCGAGACACAAUCAUACAUACACAAGGCCCAGUUUGACAAUUUUGACCAGACAUUGGAGGAAGAGGACCCAGCAGGGAACCGAACCGUGAGGGAGUUUACCCUGUCAGGUCAAGUCAGGCAGGUCACUCAUCAGCACGUCGAUAUUCCGGGUCUACAGGCGUAUCUCCAAGACUCCACGUUCUCAGCCGAUGGGCUUCCACUGAAGAUGACCUAUGGAAACAACACUUCAACUGAGUUCCGGUACGACAAGCUUUCAAGGCAGCUCAUCUCUCAGAGGACGACCUGCAAGGAUGGAGGCCGGGUAACUGUUCUUGAAGACCUGACACACGCCUACGACUGUGUGGGCCGCUGCAUCUACACCUACGACGCGUCUGAACAAACCAAGUAUUUCCAAAACACGAGAAUCGAGCCCAAGCGCGAGUACACCUACGACGCGAUUGGGCAGUUGACAUCCGCGUCUGGGAGGGCUCUUCUUCCGAGCACUGGCAUUCUUCACCCAUACAAUGCGACGACUGGAAUGAACCCCACCAAAGGCGCCGUCGGCGGCCAACAGGUUUACCAGUAUCUCGAGUCGUAUGAGUAUGAUCUCGCGGGAAACAUUGAGAAAAUGACCCAUGCUGCUGUCAACCAACCAAAGGCUUCUCAGUGGACGCGCCGCUACUUCUACGAUUCUCCGAGCCGUUUCAGCACCGACUCCGAAGUCCAGAUGAGCAACCGCUUGACCAGUACGACAUCUGGAUCCCUGUCGGAAGAGUGCGGCUACUCUGGCGAUGGGGGCCAGGUGGGUUGUAUGACAAGUCUGCCUCAGUAUUCUCAGCUGAGCUGGAAUUCUGAGAACUUGCUGGGGUCGUCUUCUACACAGUGUACCAAGGACGACACCCCUCAGACAACCUACUAUGUCUACGACUAUUCUGGAAAGAGAGUUCGAAAGGUGACUGAGAGUUUUGCCAAAGCUGGGUCUCCCACACGCAAGGAGAGAGACACCCUUUGCCUCGAUGGGGUUGAAAUCCAGCUCAAGUUUGUCGCAAACGACGUUUCUCACCGCACAAUCGCCCAUGUUACGGGUCACGAGCUUUUGGCCUUGGUAGAGAGCUCGACUGGCGAAAGAACGUUGCCACGAUACCAAGUUGGUGACAACAUGGAGCUUGACAAUGAGGGUCAACUGAUCUCGUAUGAGGAGUACUCGCCCUUUGGUGCAGUCACCUACUCAUCGAUGCAUCAAGAAGUCAAGGCAUCUCGCGAGUAUCGCUUCCAGCGGUACAAACAUGACAGAGAAACUGGACUCUAUCACUGCGGCGCACGAUACUAUUGCCCUUGGCUGGGACGAUGGACAUCACCUGAUCCUUCAGGAGAUAUUGAUGGACCAAAUUUGUACCAAUACUUAAAGCUGAACAUGCUGCUUUCAACAGCCGUUUAG
This is a messenger RNA of Fusarium vanettenii 77-13-4, 6525 nucleotides long. RefSeq lists its product as uncharacterized. Gene Ontology annotation, cellular component: cytoplasm. Lineage: Eukaryota; Fungi; Ascomycota; Sordariomycetes; Hypocreales; Nectriaceae. The transcript has 5 exons. The coding region runs from base 1 to 6525 and encodes 2174 amino acids. The record is from RefSeq and is a predicted model, not a curated record.